Molecule: messenger RNA, 464 nt
Organism: Balaenoptera ricei (Rice's whale)
Lineage: Eukaryota; Metazoa; Chordata; Mammalia; Artiodactyla; Balaenopteridae
Gene: WFDC10A
Product: WAP four-disulfide core domain 10A
Exons: 2
Coding region: 98-334 (78 amino acids)
Cellular component (GO): extracellular region
Molecular function (GO): peptidase inhibitor activity
Source: RefSeq, a predicted model, not a curated record
GCCCAGGAUCACCUCUUCUUUCUUUCCUUCACUCUCCUCACUCAGCUCUCCAGGGGAGUCCGGGCCAGAUUGAGAGCUCCCCACUCUGGGCAGAGUCAUGCGAACCCAGGCUCUGCUGCCCAUCCUGCUUCUCUGUGUUCUGCUGCUGCAGGCCCAGGGAGGGUCCUAUAACCAGAAGAAGAAGAAAAAGCAGCUAUCACCAGAAAUCAAGGAGUGUGAGAAGAGAGCCAAAAUAUAUCUGUGCACAUUCCCCUGCACACAUCACCGACAGUGCCAAGCAAACACCAUAUGCUGUUCAACCUUCUGCGGGAAUGUUUGCAUGAACAUACUGUGAGUCAGAGAGCAGGCUGGGCUGUGCUUCCUGCUCCCCCCAACCCUCUACCCAGAGACUGUACCUGCAGCCGAAGACAAGGACCUGACACCCGGAAUGAGGAUGUCAAUAGGAAUGCCACCCUCCCCACCGU